Exserohilum turcica Et28A is the source of this 4609-nucleotide messenger RNA. RefSeq lists its product as uncharacterized. Bases 13 to 4500 code for a protein of 1495 amino acids. The record is from RefSeq and is a predicted model, not a curated record. Gene Ontology annotation, molecular function: phosphopantetheine binding; fatty acid synthase activity; oxidoreductase activity. NCBI's taxonomy places the organism in Eukaryota, Fungi, Ascomycota, Dothideomycetes, Pleosporales, Pleosporaceae. The transcript is spliced from 4 exons. Gene Ontology annotation, biological process: secondary metabolite biosynthetic process; fatty acid biosynthetic process.
GGCUACAUCGCAAUGGCGAUUGAAGCAGCGCGUCAGAUCAGCGCAGGCGAUGCGGGAUAUCAGAUCCAGGACUUGCAACUCAACCACGCCAUGGUUCUGGACCGGUACAACACAAUCGAGAUCAUGACGUCGCUUUGGCGGUGCGGCGGAUGGUACAGCUUCAAAAUCAGCUCCCACAACGGCGUGUCCUGGGUCGAGCAUUGCUCAGGCCGAAUCCGACGCGGAUCCUCCUUGUCGAGGCGAAGAGGGCCCGCGGAGAGUAGCAACGGUUCACGCGAACUGACUCGCUCGAUAGAUGCUGCCAAAUGGUACCAGAUCCUAGCCAAGACUGGGGUCGACUAUGGGCCUAGUUUCCAAGGAGUCCGUUCUCUCCGAUCAUCCUCGUCCUGUCUGUACUCGUCGGCCACUGUUGUCUCGACGGUCAAGGAGACUGUCUACUACCCGAUCCACCCCACGAAGCUGGAUGCCUGCUUUCAGGGCGUCUACGCGGCGUCGUAUCAGGGGCUGGAGUGGAAGAUUGGCCAACUCCCUGUGCCCACGCGUUUUGGCAACAUCAGCAUCAACGACUGCAUGUCCGACAUGACGUGCAAUGUGUCGGCACAUGCACUGAGGCGAGGCGCUUUCGGCGCCAGUGCCGAGGCAUAUGCAGCAGACGGCACGGUGGCGAUGACGCUGGAGGAUACGCUGAUCCAGCCGCUGGGGGCAGCGGCAGGGGAGACGAAGCGCGAGUGCGAGAGUGGCGCGCGGCUUCACUGGGCACCAGCCAUUGGCUUUGUGCCGCUCAGCAGCCUUGUUUCGUCGCCGCCCGGUUGGUCGGAGAAUGCGCUCAUGCUGAGUCGGCUGACGGAGGCAUGCAUCGGGGAGAGCCUGUGGCAGUUGGAGAAGCAGGGCGUGGCUGCGAGUGCGAGUGUGGCGCACCUGGGCAGAUACCACAGCUGGCUGCGGGCACACGGUCGUGCCCGGGCUUCUGGCGCCGUGUUGAAGGAGCUGGCCCAGCAGGCAUCGGCGACGUCGGUGGGAGCAUGCGCGGCCGCCAUGGUGCGGGUGGUGGACAACAUUGUGCCGCUGUGCAAAGGCGAGGUGGACGCGGUCGAGCUGCUGCUCGGCGACGACACGCUGACGGACAUGUACGACUAUCUGAACACGGUGGAUCGCACUCGCCUGUUCCGCGCGCUUGGCCACCAGCACCCCCGCCAGCGCAUCCUCGAGAUUGGCGCAGGCACGGGCGGGACCACCGCCAAGCUUCUUGGCAACACCCGCUACGCCACAUACACCUUUACCGACAUCUCCGCUGCCUUCUUCCCCGCCGCCCGCUCGCGCUUUGCGGCACAUGCCAACCUCGUCUUCCGCACGCUGGACAUCACGAGCGACCCCGUCGCCCAGGGCUUUCUUCCCGCGUCCUUUGACCUCAUCGUCGCAUCCAACGUGCUGCACGCCACGCCCAGUCUCCGCGGUACCCUGGCCAACGUGCGAAAGCUGCUUCAUCCCUGCGGCAAGCUGCUCCUGGAAGAGCUGUGCGGAGAAACAAAGUACUCCAACAUCGUCACCGGCGUUCUGUCGGGAUGGUGGGCUGGCACAGGCGACGGCCGCGCCGACGAGCCCUAUGUCAACCCCGAGCGCCCCGAUGCCGGCGCUGCUGAUCAAGCCGCGUUGGACGAGCUGCACAAGGGCCAUGGCAGCCAAACUACCAGUGCCGUCGAGCUGGAGAGCAGACCCUCAACCCAGCCUCCACUCAAAUCUACAAUCCUGAUUGCUGAUUCAGCCUCCUCGGAAACAGCUGUCCUCUUCCAAAAACAGCUGCGCUCUCGCGGCCACGUGGUGACGGUUCAGCGUCUCGGAGAGUCGCUGGCUCCCUCAUCACAUGUCAUCGUCCUGGUGGAUACUACUCUACCGUUUUUCCACAACAUAUCAGCCAUCAACUUUUCCACGUUUCAAGACUUUCUACGUGAGCUGCAGCGAUCACACUCCGGGGCACUUUGGGUCACUCGAAGCAGCCAAGUGGGCUGCAAGGACCCUCGUUAUGCCAUGUCCAUUGGCGUGGCUAGGACAUCUCGCACAGAGUUUGGCGUAGAUCUUGCCACGUGUGAGUUGGAGACUGUAGACCAUUCAUCGGUGGCUCUAGCACUCGAUGUGUUCGAGCAGUUCAGGGAACGCCUUGAGACGGAAACCUAUCUCCGCGAGUUGGAAUACAUGAUCCACAAUAACUCGAUUCUAGUAGGGCGUAUGCUUCCCUUCUCCAUGCAGGAAGAGGUUGAAAAUCCAGCGCGCUCGGCAUUCAGCACGAGUGACUCGAUGCUCGUGUUUGACUCGGACACGGCAAAGUGGGUAGUGCAUGCACUGCAACCAACUCUUGGGCCAAACAAGGUGGAGAUUGAUAUCGAUACAGCAGGUGUGAGCUAUCUGGAUUUUUCCAACGCCACAAAUAUUGCUGCGGCCUCCAGUAGUGUGCCGGGGCUUGAUGCUGCCGGAGUCGUGUGCCGUGUUGGUUCACGCAUCACCGAUCUCUCUGCUGGGGAUCGGGUCAUUGUGCUCGCCUCUGGAUGCUUCAGCACGUCCGUGACUGUGGCCAGGGAACGCUGCGUGCGAAUCCCCGAUGAAUUGUCGCUGAAGGAAGCAAGUACAAUGCCCUUGGCUUUUUCUACUGCCAUAUAUUCCCUGGUCGAUGUUGGCCAGCUAAAGAAAACUCAGACUGUGUUAAUCCAUUCAGCAUCUGGUGGAGUAGGCAAUGCUGCUAUCCAAAUCAGUCAAAUGCUUGGUUGCAAAGUCUACGUGACUGUAGGAAGUGACAAGAAAGCAGAAAGCCUAGCCGAGGCUUACGGAAUCCCUCGAGAUCAAAUCUUCAAUUCACGGGACACAUCGUUCGUCCGUGGGAUCAAAGAUGCAACCGAUGAGCGGGGGGUAGACUUGGUCUUGAACACGCUGUCUGGUGACCUAUUCGCGGCUUCAUGCGAAUGCGUUGCACCGGGAGGCAAGAUCAUCAACCUUGCUAGAGCAGCAGGUAACGAAACCCACAUUCUCUCCCGGUUGCUUCGGAACAGUAUGUCACUUAUCACAAUCGACAUCCUCAACCAUUUCAAUGCACUUGAAGCAGAGGAAGCCCCGGUAGCGCCCUCGGAUGUCCCCUGCAUUGGACCAUUACUUGCUCGAAUAAUGGAUAUGUAUUCUCAGAAACAAAUUCGGCCACUGGCGGUUGCAGAGACGUUUUCUGCACGCCAUGCGCAGCAGUGUCUUAGGUCCAUGGACAGUCGGGAGCACAUUGGUAAAACGUUGUUGUCAAUGGGUGAGUCUGGGGACUUGCCGCAAACUUGGCGCCUGUCGUCCACCAUGAGGUUCAAAAGCGAUGCAUCCUAUCUGCUAGUCGGAGGCCUCGGCGGGCUGGGCCGUGGUCUAGCUCGCUGGAUGGCUGAGCAUGGUGCGGCACACUUUGUGUUUUUAUCGCGUAGCCCUGGAGCUGAAACACAUCGAGAGCUAUUCUGCGAGCUGGAAAACAAAGGAUGCACCGUGACCGUGGUCCGGGGAGAUGUCUCCAGUAUUACGGACGUGGAAAAAGCUGUUUCCGCAUCACCGGCACCACUCAAAGGAAUUUUCAACUUAUCCAUGGUGCUGCAGGACAGGUCACUCUUGGCAAUGACUCUCGAUGACUGGAAGACGGCGACACAACCCAAGGUUCAGGGCACGUGGAAUCUGCAUGCCGUAUCUCGAUGCAUGGGUCUGGACUUCUUUGUGCUGUUCAGCUCCAUGUGUGGUAUUAUUGGAAUGCCUGGGCAGGCAAACUACUCGGCCGGCAAUACAUUCAUGGAUGCGUUCGUGCAGUACAGACACAGCCAAAGCCUACCCGCGUCGGUUGUUGAUGUGGGGGCUGUGGAGGGGAUCGGCUGGACUGCGGAUAAUACCAAGAUCCUAGAACGAUCAAAGUGGCUCGAAGGUGCAAUCAUGUCGCAGCAGGAGCUGUUCCAGGCCGUCACACUUGCCGUCCUUGCAUCGGAUGGCGGGCAACAUGUCAGCCCGGAUUUUGUCGAACCAUCGCAGGUCAUCACCGGGUUCCGCAUGACUCCGGCCCUAACUGAGGCGUUCCAUGGCAAGGCUACCUUUCUAGACCGUCGGCUGGCAACCUACUCCAACGGGGAUUCCGCAGCCGAUGGCGCCGAUACUGUCACUGGUACCGUUGGAGAUGCCCUGAAGAGCUUCAUCGCUAUGUUGCCGGCAAACGUGGACAGAUUGGAUGAUCCCAGCACCAGCAAAUUCAUCGCAAGGGAGGUUGCAGCUUGGGUCUUUGAUCUGCUUCUGAAGCCGGUCGAGGAUGGCGCCGAGGUCGACCUGGCCCGCUCGUUUGUUGAUAUUGGAUUUGAUAGCCUGGCAGCUGUGGAGCUGCGCAGCUGGUGGAAAGCAACUUUGGGUUUGAAUAUUAGCGUCUUGGAGAUUAUGUCCUUUCCAAACCUGGCUGCGCUGGGUGACCAUGUAGUUUUGGGUUUGAGAGCUAAGUUCAGAUCAAGUACUUGACCUGAGUUCAGGGGGUUAUACCUUGUUGGAGAUAGACUGCGUGACAGAAAGAUAGUUCCACACAGUGUGCAGGCUUCAGUAUGACGCCAGUACCUUGAGGCUGAGAAAU